Symsagittifera roscoffensis is the source of this 2214-nucleotide messenger RNA. Its product is annotated as regulator of chromosome condensation-like. The coding region runs from base 17 to 2065 and encodes 682 amino acids. Gene Ontology annotation, molecular function: guanyl-nucleotide exchange factor activity. The record is from RefSeq and is a predicted model, not a curated record. The transcript has a single exon. Lineage: Eukaryota; Metazoa; Xenacoelomorpha; Acoela; Convolutidae. Gene Ontology annotation, cellular component: cytoplasm.
AGUUCAUCUUCAGAUUAUGGUAUCUCUCAGGUCUGCUAGAAAAGGCCGUACUGUUUCUACCGGUGCAAAUAACAACGAUUCAGACUCAAAUCAAACGACUGCCGGCUCAUCUCAGAAUCCUAGGAAACGAAGCCUAUUUCCAAACGGUGGCGAAGCCACGCCGAAACCCAAACAGCCUAAAACUAGUAAUUCUCAGCCAGAAAUUACCUUUCCUCAUAAUGAAGAAGCAGGAAUAGGGCUGGCAUGCGGUCAAGGAGAUACAGGUCAAUUAGGCUUAGGCGAUUCAGUGACUGAACGAAAAAGAUUUCAGCCAGUUAAGAUGACAGAAAAAAUUGUUCAGAUUAUUUGUGGCGGUAUGCAUACAGUAUGUUUAACCCCAGCAGGCGAUGUGUACACAUUUGGCUGUAACGACGAAAGUGCUCUCGGCAGAAAAACUGAAGAGGAAGAAGAUACCUUUAUCCCGAUGAUUGUCGAGAUCCCGAACAUAACAAAAAUAGUUCAAAUAACAGCGGGAGAUAGUCAUUCUGCAGCCUUGGACGCCUCAGGCUCUGUGUACAUUUGGGGUAUUUUUCGAGACAGUCAAGGAACUCUUGGACUCUCGGCAGAUUUAAUGCAGCAUUGCAUUAGUCCUCUGAAGCUGUCAAAUAUCCCAGAGAUGGUGAAAAUAGCGAGUGGGUAUAAUCAUCUCGUGAUGUUAUCGUCUCUUGGAGAUGUGUACUCGGUCGGAGCCGCCGAGCAAGGCGAACUAGGCAGAGUUUCGAAGUACCAAAGUGUGAAAGGCGGACGACGUGGACUUUCUUCUGUAUUGGAACCUGGCAUGGUUUACUUUGUUGGCAAGCAAAAAACUGCAAACAUCUGGAGUUUUGGUUACAAUUCUUUUUUCCUGUCGUCAAAAAAUAUUCUCUUUGGAUGUGGUUUGAACAAUUUUGGACAAACUGGAACCCAGGUUAACAAUAACAAUGUCUUCGUACCGACAAAAGUGAAGGCUUUUGUUGGCAUGGAAAUUAAAGAAGUUGCUGGAGGUGAUCAUCAUACCUUAUUUUUGACUACUGAAGGUAACGUUUACGGAGCAGGGCGGGGAGAUUUAGGUAGACUUGGGAUUCAUCCAGAGCCGAAAGACCCGGAGUACGUUUCUGUUCCUCAGAAACUGGAUAUUGAAAACGUGAGAAGUAUAGCUGCCGGAUCUUGCGUGUCAUUUGCGGUUGCCCAAAGAGGGUAUCUCUACGCCUGGGGAGCUGGCACCAAUAAUCAGUUGGGUUUGGGUGACGAUGAAGAUUAUUUGAAACCUGAAAAAGUGUCUUCAAAGCAGUUAACUGACCGAAAAGUUAUUCAGGUUUCAGCAGGAGGCCAGCACUCGACAUGUUUAGUUGUUGACAGAAAUGAAGAGGAAGAAAGUACUGAAGUUUUUGAAGUGAAAACGGCAAGAGAAACUUCAAAUUUGAAAGAUACAAAACAUGUUUUGGGCAAACCAAGUUCGAAUACAGAACAAACAGAAGUAAAAUUUGUCCAUAUAAAUGGAGACGGCGAUGUCUGUAAAAGCGUGAAUAAACAUGAAAAUGUGAACGCAACUGGUUCGCUUGCGACUGAAAUUAUGACCGCUGAGAUCCCGACGGUCAAUGGAGACGUAGUUGAAACUACUGGCGAAACAACAGUGGUAAUUACCGAAAUGCCUGCUUUGAAACUUGCCGAUGAUGCAGUAGAAAGUGCUAGAAAAUACGAAAGCAUGGAACUAUUGUCUGAGGAAAUUGAAAUGAAUGACAUUGAAAAAGUAUAUCAAACUGAUGAAGUGCUUCAAGAAAAUGGCAAAAAUGGAGAUGCUAUUAAGAAUCCUCUAGUAAAACUCAAUGAAGAUGUUGAUAUUUCUGCAGAUGUUUCAAAUGAAGGCGAUGAAACUGCACGGGAAGCUAUCAAUGCUAAUAAUACUAUAAAUGAGAACGUUGUUAAUGUUAAUGGUGCUGAAAUUUUGAGUGCUGUCGGAAAUCCAUCGCAGAAUGUUGAUGCAAAUGAAAUUGAAGAAACUGAAAAAGAACCCGUUGAUGUCGAAAUGAGAAACGAGAAAAAUUGAUAUUGGCGGAGCUUUUCAAGAUUUAUUUUCAUUCGAAAUAUUUUUAUAAAUUAUUUCUCCUAUUGUAUGAACGUAACGUAUUGUGUUCUUUUGAUGUAACUGCGCAUAAAUAGUCAGUUUUAAAGCGAAUAGAAAUAAUUUUUACGUUA